UCCGGCGAGCCCCUCGCGCUGGCACAGCCAGGUUCAGAACGGACAGGGAGGAAAGGACAACGAACACCACACGAACCUACCUGCGACCCGGCUGCGAGCUCCGGAUAGCGACGGCGGCAACAGCAAAAGGUGAGCAUCAGAGAGUACACGCCUAGAAAGGACACUACCACAGAAGACUAGAGUGCCACCCCAGCAACAACGCCGCCGGAACUGAGCGGAAACGGAAUGGGCCCCGAAGUCCUGUCAUUAAAGCUGUCCGGGUGCACAUUGUUUGUCCACUCUUUCCAAGGUCACCCACGUGCGGGUGGUGGGGGACCAAGCUGAAGAAGGUGGCGCGUGCCGCUGGAAGGAUGCUGCGUUCGACGGUGGCGGUUGUGGCGUUGGUCCCGCCUGCCCUUUCAGGGCGUCAGUUGAUGUUGACAGCUCUGGGUCUGUGCUGUGGGCAGCGGUUCUUGGUGCGAGGCCUGGCGGGUCAAAGUGAACAGCGCCGUGGCCCGGAAAAGCGCUGCUUCCCUCUGUGUAUACCGGAGGUGGCUGAAACGGCCCGGGUGGUCGCUGAGAAGACAAGGGCCCCGCCGCCGCUGCGAAGGUUCAUUGCCUGCCCGGAGCUGGCGCAUGCUGUACUCUCCAGUUUGCAUAGAGGGAGGUGCUCUGAGAUGCAGAAGACCGUUGUGCUGGAAUGCGAGCCAGGUCCUGGAGUCUUAACCCGAACAUUACUCAAUGCUGGUGCCCGUGUGAUCGCUCUCGAGAGUAAUAACUCCUUUCUUCCUGACUUAGAGAGGCUAAAGAAGAAAUUAGAUGGCCAACUGGAAUUGGUGCAUUGUGACUUCUUCAGAUUGGACUCUGUGAAUUCUGAAUUCAUGAAGCCACCUGUUAUGUGUUCUGAAACACUUUUUGAGAACUUGGGCAUCUUGACUGUUUCUUGGACAGGAGAUACACCUCUAAAAGUGAUUGGAAUUGUCCCACAAAAAAGAGAAAGGAGCCUACUUUGGAAGCUUGUCUAUUCCUUAUAUGAGCGCAGUUCUAUAUAUAAACAUGGAAGAACAGAACUGAACCUGUUUGUCAGUGAAAAAGAAUACAAGACUCUUGUUGCAGAGCCUGGAGAAGCAAGAGCAUAUCAAGCAUUAAGUGUACUUUGGCAAACAGCCUGUGAUAUUCAGCUUCUGCAUAUGGAGCCUUGGUCUUCAUUUUUAACUAAUUCAAGAAAUGGUAGACUCGCUGUACCAAAGAGUGUGUUGCUGCAGAAUGACCACUUAUGCCUAAUACGACUGACACCCCGGAAGGACUUAUUUACAGACAGCUUUACAACCGCUAAUUCAAGCAUAUUUGUUGUGAUGGUCAAGCAAUGUCUUGCUAAACACAAGUCUAAACUAAUAGAUAAAUUAAAUGUAUGGAGUUCUGACAGUGGGAAGAAACUGUUGAGACAGUUAGAGAUACCAGAAAACAUUACAACAGGUAGUUUAUAUCCAGAACAGUACAAAAGCCUUUUUGAAAUUAUGGAACAAUCUAAAGAAUUUGACCAAAGCUGGCUCUAUGUUCAUGAUACCUUUGAAGACAACAGGGGCAUCAUUUUUUAAAUUGAAACCUGUUUAUUUGGGAGUAUUGUGAAUUAGAAUGAAUGAAAUCUCAUUAUCAACUAGGAUGAUAAAUCAUCAAAUAAAGAUGACACCACUUGAAAAUCCAAGAUCUUACAGAAACAAGCUAAGCCAAUAAGUUGGGUCCUCCACGGAUAAUUUCAAGGCUCUGCAUUUUCUAAGGUGCAAAGGCAAAAUCCUUUGCUGUCCGAAAUAUGGUGAACUGUUCUUAGUCCUGUUUUUAGCUCUUGCAUUGAAGCUGAGUUACAUUUUGAAUGCAGGGCAAAUAAGGCAUACUCUACAUAUUUUGAAAAACUGCAAGAGCUUAAAAUGCAUAGACACACUAUUUGUAAGAACUAUUUUCACAAAAACAUAUACUCUGAACCAAAAUUUUACCAAAAGAGACAAGCCACAGGAGGCAAAAGAAAGGAAAUGUGCAUUUUUUGUUUAAAGACUUGUUCUCACUUGAGUUACACUAGAUCUGCCCCCCCAUUUUUUUUUGCAAACAUCCCUCUGCCCUAUUGUAUAAAUAGAAGUACAUAUUAUGUGAAUAAACUUCAGUUAUCCUGUUUUCUGACCAGGAUGGUAACUACUAUGUAAACUGUUAGUGACUUGUUUCAUCACAAGCCUUUUUCUAAUUUAUAGAAAUGUAAAUAUUUGUAUUAAAAAUAAAACUCUAUUUCUAGCCAAGAUAACAA
Molecule: messenger RNA, 2272 nt
Organism: Rhineura floridana
Lineage: Eukaryota; Metazoa; Chordata; Lepidosauria; Squamata; Rhineuridae
Gene: TFB2M
Product: transcription factor B2, mitochondrial
Exons: 8
Coding region: 351-1577 (408 amino acids)
Biological process (GO): rRNA methylation; transcription initiation at mitochondrial promoter
Cellular component (GO): mitochondrial matrix
Molecular function (GO): rRNA (adenine-N6,N6-)-dimethyltransferase activity; mitochondrial transcription factor activity
Source: RefSeq, a predicted model, not a curated record